Durusdinium trenchii is the source of this 459-nucleotide messenger RNA. The record is from the annotation of a GenBank genome assembly. Lineage: Eukaryota; Dinophyceae; Suessiales; Symbiodiniaceae.
AUGAUGAGGAGGUUCGAGGACAAGUGUGACGCCAAGGGAUUGGCCAACCAUUUGGUGAUACUUCGAAUGGAGAUGCCCCAUUCAUCAAAGAAGGUGCCCAUCAUCUUUCACUCAUGGCUCGUCUUAGAUGAGUCCACUGCAUCAGAAAAUAUCUUUUCUGGCUGCCAGUUAUUUCUGGACAGGUCACCAAGAAAGAUGAUCCCCUUCCAGCCCGAGACCGCGUACAUUGUUCCUUCAGCAGAGCGGGACGCAUUGCCUCACGCGAGCGAAGGAUUCAGGAGCUUGAGUGAGUACCAGGAGACGGCCCAAUAUCUGUCUGGGCCAAGCUUCCCAGAGGCGAUCCUUCAAUCUAUCACCAGCAAGGCAAAGCUACCGUCAAAAGUGUUGGGGGUGAUCAAUUGCACUCCUUAUGACGCUUGUCUUGAGCGGGCUUGCAUGCAGCACCUCAGCAGCCCUUAG